Hibiscus syriacus is the source of this 2183-nucleotide messenger RNA. RefSeq names its product AP-5 complex subunit mu-like. Gene Ontology annotation, biological process: endosomal transport. The transcript is spliced from 8 exons. The record is from RefSeq and is a predicted model, not a curated record. Gene Ontology annotation, cellular component: late endosome; cytosol; lysosome. The coding region runs from base 85 to 1974 and encodes 629 amino acids. Lineage: Eukaryota; Viridiplantae; Streptophyta; Magnoliopsida; Malvales; Malvaceae.
CAUAUCUCGCUUUUUUCUCCGCACCAUCGUUUUUUUGGCCUCUUUUAUCAUUUUCAGAAUAACUGAAAAAAAAAAAUCAAGGCCAUGGCCGGCGAUUGCAGCAUCAGAGCACUAUGGAUCCUCAAUAACCUUGACGCCGUUGUUUUCUCCAGGAGGUUUCCGGUGGUGGAGAAGCGGUGGCGGGCUGCUUGCCAAAGUGAAAAUGAGAGCUCCCACAACGAUCCUGUUAAUUACACCGUGUUCUCUUCGCUUCCCUCUGAUUCAGAGCUAGCUGCCGCGUUCUCUGAUAGAAAGACAAGGGAGGGGUCUGUUCGUGGAUUUGGUAUACGUGUAUCCCAGUCAAAAGAAGGAUCAGAUUCAUGGGUUGAUGACUCAAUUACGCGUCAUCUUGUAGGCUUUUACAUAAACAGAGAGGAGGAAGGAGAGAAGAAUCUUAUCUGGCCUUUAGCGUUGCACAUCAAGGGUCCUUAUUACAUUCUUAUACUACCCUUAGUCGAGCCCAGGCAUGUGAAGGCUUAUGCAAGGUUAUGUAAGAGAUCUGAUUGUGGAAAUGCUGUCAUGGCAGAUGAAAAUUUGUCUUCUUUGCUUCUUGACCUUCCAUCAAUCACAGGAGCAUUCAUGGUGGCUCAUGCCAUUGGUGACAUAGUUACUGGGGAUGUAGCAGAGCCUGAGGUGGUUGUAAGUCAAUCUCCUUCAGUUGGCGGGUUGUUAGACUCACUUACUGGAAGUAUUGGGAUAUCGGGAAUCUCAAGAGCAAAACCUGUAGCCGCAUCUGUUGCAUCUUCUGCACCAUCUGGCUCUACUGCAAUUGGAGCUCUUGCACCUGAUGUUCCAAAAACUGGUUCAAGGCUGCUGGAUAAAGAUGCGCUUAGAACUUUCAUAUGUAGCGCAAUGCCCUUUGGAACGCCCUUGGAUCUCAGCUAUUCCAACAUAUUCUCAAUCAAGGCUAAUGGCUUUUCUUCAUUGGAUAUCCCUCCACAAGACCUCAAGCAACCAGCAUGGAAGCCCUAUCUGUACAGAGGAAAGCAGAGACUACUAUUUACCAUUCAUGAAACUCUUCAUGCUGCCAUGUAUGAUCGAGAUGAGAUUCCGGAUAGUUUAUCAGUCUCUGGGCAAAUAAACUGUCGAGCAGAAUUGGAAGGACUGCCUGAUGUGUCAUUUCCCUUGAUAGGAGUGAGCACAUCUAAGAUUGACACUUUAUCAUUCCAUCCUUGUGCUCAGGUUCCAGAACAAAAUGUGGAUAAGACGGCUCUGAUGUUCUCACCACCUCUGGGUAAUUUUGUUUUGAUGCGAUAUCAAGCAACAUGCGGCCUUCACCCUCCUAUAAAGGGAUUCUAUCAAUUGUCUAUGGUAUCCGAGGAUGAAGGUGCAUUUUUGUUCAAGUUGCACCUAAUGGAAGGAUAUAAGUCUCCUUUGACAAUGGAGUUCUGUAAUGUGACCAUGCCAUUUCCAAGACGAAGGAUUUUAUCUUUAGAUGGGACUCCAUCGAUUGGAACAGUUUCAAAUGCAGAGCAUUCUGUUGAAUGGAAAAUUAUCACAAGUGGACGAGGGCUUUCUGGGAAAAGUAUUGAGGCAACAUUUCCUGGAACUGUUAGGUUUGCUCCAUGGCAGACACAAAGGUCAACUUCCUUUAGUUCAGUUCUUGAUGGCACAACGGAUGAUGAUAGUGAUAAUGAGACAGAGAAUGCUAAUAAUAUGGUAAACAUAGAGGAGUUCUUAGAGGAAAAGAUGAAUAAGGAUCUUCCCCCGGUUGAUCUAGAGGAGCCAUUCAGCUGGCUUGCAUACAACUAUGCCAAAGUAUCGUUCAAGAUUGUCGGGGCAUCAUUAUCUGGAAUUUCUAUUGAGCCCAAAUCAGUAAGCAUCUAUCCCACUGUAAAAGCGCCAGUGGAAUUAUCAUCUCAGGUCACUUCUGGAGACUAUAUCUUGUGGAAUACAUUAGGGAAGUGCCCAUCUGCUGUAAAUGCAAAAGUGUAACAGAGGGAGAUUUUUCAAUGGAGGAUGUCAAGCUUCUAUGGAUAAACCGGUUGAUAUGGUAUGGAUAAAUGCUUUUAUUUUGGAUUCGGGUCUUUUGAGUUCAAAUCAUGUCGGAUUCAAGUUGUUUCAUAUUUGGACGUUUUGAACUCGAGAUCUCUGAUUGGAUCUUUUAGAAUUCGGACCGAGUUAGCAUUUUUUACUCCUUAAAC